Molecule: messenger RNA, 2220 nt
Organism: Cyclocybe aegerita
Lineage: Eukaryota; Fungi; Basidiomycota; Agaricomycetes; Agaricales; Hemipholiotaceae
Source: the annotation of a GenBank genome assembly
AUGCGUCCACCCACUCUCUGGGUCCACCGCUAUGGGCGUGGUGUAUCCCGGAGGUUCUUGGCGACGAUUGCAGUGGAUCAGCCUCCUCGUGUACCCCAGACAGUAAUUGAGAAGGUCGUCCAGAAAUAUGCUGUUGGACUACCAGAAGGCAAAGUCGUCAAGGCUGGAGACUACGUUAUGAUUAGGCCUCAACACGUCAUGACCCAUGAUAACACUGGUCCGGUGGUAUCGAAGUUCAAAUCAAUAGGUGCAAGCAAAGUGCACAACCCUUCACAACCCGUCUUCACUCUUGACCAUGAUGUGCAAAACCGCACAACGAAGAACCUUGCGAAGUACGCUAUGAUCGAGCAGUUUGCGCGAAAGCAUGGCAUCGACUUCUACCCUGCCGGACGUGGAAUUGGGCACCAAGUCCUCGUCGAAGAGGGCUACGCCUUCCCACACACACUAACCGUGGCCAGCGACAGUCACAGUAAUAUGUAUGGUGGUGUUGGGUGUGUCGGUACGCCAAUAGUCCGAACAGAUGCUGCAGCGCUUUGGGCGACAGGGAAGACAUGGUGGCAGGUUCCUCGGAUGAUUAAGGUCGAACUGAAGGGCCGACUGGCACCUGGCGUAACGGGGAAGGAUGUCAUUGUUGCCCUGUGUGGAUCAUUUAACAAGGAUGAAGUCCUAAACGCUGCUUUGGAAUUUACUGGCGAAGGGGUCGCGGCGCUUGGUGUGGACGAACGGCUUACGAUCGCGAACAUGACGACAGAAUGGGGGGCCCUAGCAGGUGUCUUCCCAGUCGAUGAGACGCUCCUCAAGUGGUACGACGACGUCCUGAACAAGCUCGAGCUACGGACGUUCUCUUCUUCGCCAGGCAUCCCGAAGCCUCCAACACAUCCGCGGAUAAACGCGCAAAGACUGAAGGCUCUCCGCGAGUGCAACAUCACCUCUGACCCAGGAGCAGAGUAUGUCUCGCACCUCGUUUUCGACCUCUCCACCCUCGUCCCGCACGUCUCUGGCCCCAACAGCGUUAAGGUCUCUAACCCCUUACCUGCCCUCGAAGCGAAGAAGAUCUCGAUCCAGAAAGCCUACCUCGUCAGCUGCACCAAUUCGCGUGUGUCCGACAUAGCGGCUGCGGCUGCCGUCAUGAAAGGCCGCAAAGUCGCGCCUGGCGUCGAGUUCUACAUCGCCGCCGCGAGCUCUGCCGUGCAACAGGAGUCUGAACGGCUGGGCGAUUGGGAGACAUUGAUUCUCAGUGGCGCGAAGACCCUCCCUGCCGGCUGUGGGCCGUGCAUUGGCCUCGGGACAGGUCUUCUUGAGGAAGGUCAGACGGGCAUCAGCGCAACCAACAGGAACUACAAGGGCCGUAUGGGACACCCCAACGCUCAAGCCUACCUUGCCAGCCCGGCUGUCGUCGCGGCGAGCGCCAUCAAGGGAUACAUAUGUGGCCCCGACUCGCUCGACGCCUCUCUCCUUCCACCCGUCGGCGCACCGACCUUCUCCAUCGUCUCCACCGACUCUACCGAAGCCUCCUCUGGGGCCACCUCCGCCGCGAACGAGCCUCUCCUUCCCUCCUUCCCCGCAACCUUUGCCGGCCCACUCCUCUUCGCCCCUCAAGACAACCUCAACACCGACGGUAUCUACCCCGGGAAGUACACAUACCAGGAUGACAUUACCCUCGGACGCCAGGCCGAAGUAGUGAUGGAGAACUACGAUCCCGGGUUCGCCUCGCUCGCCGCUUCCUUGAUCUCCAAGCAGAGCCAGCAAUCCACUCUCAAAGGCGCCCCGAAGGACACGAAACAGGGCGUGGUGCUGGUAUCGGGUUAUAACUUCGGCACUGGCUCGUCUCGCGAGCAGGCCGCGACGGCGCUCAAGGCGGCAGGUGUACCUCUCGUGAUCGCGGGUUCGUUUGGGGAUAUAUUCAAGAGGAACGCGAUUAAUAACGGACUGGUGUGCCUCGAGUGCCCAGAACUCGUUGCUGAUUUGACGGAGGCGUACGCCGAAGGUGGCCAGCGCGGUGCUGGAGGCAUGAACGGGGAGCUGACGGUGGAUAAGGGUCUGGAAGUGACCAUCGGCAUGGCGGAUGGCCGGGUGGUGGUAGGAGGAGGUGUGGCGGAUAGUAAGAAGGUGUAUGCUGUCAAACCGAUUGGCGCCAGUGUGCAGGAGCUGUGGUUAUGUGGUGGGCUGGAGGGGUAUAUCUUGAAGGAAAUCAAUGCGCAGGCGCAGGCGUCGCCCUAA